AUGCUCGCCUACUGCGUGCAAGAUGCCACGGUGGUGGACGUGGAGAAACGGAGGAGCCCCUCCAAGCACUAUGUCUACAUCAUCAAUGUGACCUGGUCCGACUCCACCUCCCAGACCAUCUAUCGGAGGUACAGCAAGUUCUUUGACCUGCAGAUGCAGCUUCUGGAUAAGUUCCCCAUUGAAGGUGGCCAAAAGGACCCCAAGCAGAGGAUCAUCCCCUUCCUCCCAGGCAAGAUCCUCUUCCGGAGAAGUCAUAUCCGGGACGUAGCUGUGAAGAGGCUGAAGCCCAUUGAUGAGUACUGCCGGGCACUUGUCCGGCUGCCUCCCCACAUUUCGCAGUGUGAUGAAGUCUUUCGGUUCUUUGAGGCCCGACCAGAGGAUGUCAACCCCCCAAAAGAGGACUAUGGCAGUUCCAAGAGGAAAUCAGUGUGGCUGUCCAGCUGGGCUGAGUCUCCCAAGAAGGACGUGACAGGUGCCGACACCAACGCCGAGCCCAUGAUCCUGGAACAGUACGUGGUGGUGUCCAACUAUAAGAAGCAGGAGAACUCAGAGCUGAGCCUCCAGGCCGGGGAGGUGGUGGAUGUCAUCGAGAAGAACGAAAGUGGUUGGUGGUUCGUGAGCACCUCUGAGGAGCAGGGCUGGGUCCCUGCCACCUACCUAGAGGCACAGAAUGGCACUCGGGAUGACUCAGACAUCAACACUUCCAAGACUGGAGAAGAGGAAAAGUACGUCACCGUGCAGCCUUACACCAGCCAGAGCAAGGAUGAGAUUGGCUUUGAGAAGGGCGUCACUGUGGAGGUGAUCCGGAAGAAUUUGGAGGGCUGGUGGUAUAUCAGAUACCUGGGCAAAGAGGGCUGGGCACCAGCAUCCUACUUGAAGAAGGCCAAAGACGACCUGCCGGCUCGGAAGAAGAACCUGGCAGGCCCAGUGGAGAUCAUCGGGAACAUCAUGGAGAUCAGCAACCUGCUGAACAAGAAGGCAUCUGGGGACAAGGACAAUCCGCCUGCGGAAGGCGAGGGCUCUGAAGUACCCAUUGCCAAGAAGGAGAUCAGCCUGCCUAUCCUUUGCAAUGCUUCCAACGGCAGCGCCCUGGGCAUCCCCGAGAGGACUGUCUCCAAGCUGGCCCAGGGUUCUCCAGCCGUGGCCAGGAUUGCCCCUCAGAGGGCCCAGAUCAGCUCCCCAAACCUAAGGACAAGGCCCCCACCACGCAGAGAAUCCAGCCUGGGGUUCCAGCUGCCGAAGCCACCAGCGCCCCCUUCUGUUGAAGUGGAGUACUACACAAUUGCCGAAUUCCAGUCAUGCAUCUCCGAUGGGAUCAGCUUUCGGGGAGGACAGAAGGCAGAGGUCAUUGAUAAGAACUCAGGCGGCUGGUGGUACGUGCAGAUUGGUGACAAGGAGGGCUGGGCCCCUGCGUCCUACAUUGAUAAGCGCAAGAAGCCCAACUUGAACCGCCGCACAAGCACCCUGACCCGGCCCAAGGUACCCCCGCCAGCUCCCCCCAGCAAACCCAAGGAGGCCGAGGAGGGGCCGGUGGGCACCAGUGAGAACCAGGACUCCCCGCUGAAGCUCAAGUACGAGGAGCCUGAGUAUGACAUCCCUGCCUUCGGCUUUGACUCAGAGCCAGAGCUGAGUGAGGAGCCCACGGAGGACAGCGGCUCAGGGGACAGGCGGCCCACCCAGCCCCACAGGCCCUCACCCGCCUCAUCACUGCAGCGGGCCCGCUUCAAGGUGGGCGAGUCUUCAGAGGACGUGGCCCUGGAAGAGGAGACCAUUUAUGAGAACGAAGGCUUCCGGCCUUUUGCAGAGGAUGCCCUGUCAGCUAGAGGCUCCUCCGGGGACAGCGAUUCCCCAGGGGGCUCCUCACUGUCCCUUGCCAGGAAAAACUCCCCCAAGUCGGGCUCCCCCAAGUCCUCAUCACUCCUAAAGCUCAAGGCAGAGAAGAAUGCCCAGGCCGAGCUGGGGAAGAACCACUCCUCGGCCUCCUUCUCCUCCUCCAUCACCAUCAAUACCACCUGCUCCUCUUCUUCCUCCUCCUCCUCCUCGUCCAAGAACAGUGGUGACCUGAAGCCCCGCUCUGCCUCAGACGCAGGCAUCCGCGGCACUCCCAAAGUCGGGGCACGGAAGGAUGUUGACGUGAAGGCUGGCCUGUCCUGUGCCCGGGCCAAGCCAUCAGUUCGGCCCAAGCCCUUCCUGAACCGAGCAGAGUCCCAGAGCCAGGAGAAGAUGGACAUCAGCACUUUACGGCGCCAACUGAGGCCCACGGGCCAGCUCCGCGGUGGCCUCAGGGGUUCCAAGAGCGAGGAUUCAGAGCUGCCCCCCACCUCAGCCUUGGAGAGUCCCAGUGAGGGGCCCAGAAGGGGCUCAGCUGAUCUGAUCACCCUCCCUGUUCCCACCCCCCCAUGUCCCACCAAGAAAGAGCGGGAAGGGCCGGCCACUUCCUAUAUAACAUGCAGUGCCUACCAGAAAGUGCAGGACUCAGAGAUCAGCUUCCCCGCAGGCGUGGAGGUGCAAGUGCUUGAGAAGUUAGAAAGUGGAUGGUGGUAUGUGAGGUUUGGGGAGCUGGAGGGCUGGGCCCCUUCCCACUACCUGGUGCUUGGCGAGAACGAGCAACCUGAGCCCUCUGGCAACGAGUUGGACCAAGUAACCACCAAGAGCAAGCAGAACGAGGGCAAGUCAGACAGCCUGGAGAAGAUCGAGAAGCGGGUCCAGGCGCUAAACACCGUCAACCAGAGCAAGAGGGCCACACCACCCAUCCCCUCCAAGCCACCCGGGGGCUUCGGCAAGACCUCCAGUGCCAGCAUGGUGAAGAUGCGAAAUGGCGUGCGGCAGGUGGCAGUGAGGCCUCAGUCGGUGUUUGUGUCCCCACCACCCAAGGACAACAACCUGUCCUGUGCCCUGCGGAGGAAUGAGUCCCUCACGGCCACCGACAACCUUCGAGGUGUCCGCCGGAACUCCUCCUUCAGCACUGCCAGCUCAGCUGCGGCAGAGGCCAAGGGCCGCCUUGCCGAGCGGGCCGCCAGCCAGGGCUCAGACGCACCCCUACUGCCCACCCAACGCAAUGGCAUCCCCGUGUCCCCUGUACGCCCCAAGCCCAUUGAGAAGUCCCAGUUCAUCCAUAACAACCUUAAAGACGUGUACGUCUCGAUCGCAGACUACGAGGGUGAUGAGGAGACAGCAGGCUUCCAGGAGGGAGUGUCCAUGGAGGUUCUGGAGAGGAACCCCAAUGGCUGGUGGUACUGCCAGAUCCUGGAUGGGGUGAAGCCCUUCAAAGGCUGGGUGCCCUCCAACUACCUUGAGAAAAAGAACUAA
Molecule: messenger RNA, 3309 nt
Organism: Orycteropus afer afer
Lineage: Eukaryota; Metazoa; Chordata; Mammalia; Tubulidentata; Orycteropodidae
Source: RefSeq, a predicted model, not a curated record